Molecule: messenger RNA, 7273 nt
Organism: Porites evermanni
Lineage: Eukaryota; Metazoa; Cnidaria; Anthozoa; Scleractinia; Poritidae
Source: the annotation of a GenBank genome assembly
AUGUCGCUUGUAACCAAUCGAUUCAGGGCUCCGAAGGAUCUUUUAUUUGUGAACCUAUCAGACGAAAGUCCAGAUUCUGGACUACGAGCAGACGACGUGUAAAGUAAUUUAUCAGGCGUCCUUUUCCCCUCGUCUCCCAAACAAAACGGAAAAAAGGACCGCCUGAUCGCAGGUUAAGAUUGACUUAGAAACUCAAUUUUGUAGACCUCCUGAAGGGGUUGUAAGUGAGAUUUCGCACUCGAAACAUAGUGUUGUGCUCUGUCCUUAUCGGCAGCCUAAAUACCACACACUAAUUUUAUUAUAGGCGUUCCCCUUCAGCAGGAUCCGCCUGGAGUCAAACAAAGACAGUGUGGAGUAUUUGAAGUCACUUGGAAGCCACCAUCCCUAGACUCUGGUGGAGGUCCUCUAACUGGCUAUCAAGUCCAGUUAAGUACGUCAAGAGAUAGAAGUGGUGGCUGGCGCAACUGCACAGCCUUCGUUUCAAAUCAUAGCUGCUUGUUCACAGACCUGAGCAGUGAGACAGAGUAUCUCAUUCGAGUCCGAGCUUUCAAUAAGAAGGGGCCAGGCCAAUGGGCAGACACUUUAGAAACAACGGAUUUAAUUGGUAAGUAUUUACAUCUUAAUACUGUUGUAUUACACAUAGUUUUAGUUUGUGGUCCUUAUAUACUUAUUAUAGCUUCUUUUACAUCUCCCUUCAAGAUUUAUCUCUAUGUUUAUCAAUUCAUGCAGUCAUUCCUUCCUAACCUACCUAGAUAAAGUUAGUAAGUGGCUCAUGUCUAAUCAGCUUACCCUGAAUAUUAAUAAAAACAAGUUUUUUUUUUAAUAUAGGUAGCAGCCAGCGCUUGAAAAAAUUGAAUUCAAUCUCAAUUACCACUGAUGAUAAGAGUAUUGAAGAAGUUAGCUCCUUUUCUUACUUGGGUGUGGUUAUNUGUUUUCUUUCAUCUUCAUUAAGGAACAACAAAUAGCUUCUUUUCUUCUAAGCAAAUUGGUGUGUUUUUGAAUUGUCCCGUGUGUAUAUUUAUUUCAUCGCGUGACCGCGAUCGUGCUAGAUUACUAACUUGCGACAGAUCUAGAUUCGUUCAGAGUACUGCAUGCAGUUGACAGUUUGAACGUUCAACAUAAAUUACGAUUUAAUAGUAAAGCAAUUCUGUACCAUGUUUGCCUUUACCUGACGGUAUUUCUUUGACUCUUCUUUGUUUGCCAGUUGAAAAUCGUGUUUUACUUUUUGCAUGAAUUAAGGCAAAGGGUAAUGACGUCACUGGACGGCAUUAACGACCCGUCGAUUCAGACGUUACUGAGGGAGUAAAGACGACUCGAAGUAAUGUCUGAAAUUCAGACUCAGAGUUUAGAGUAUUUCCUUAAUUUACCUGGGCCGGGCUAUUUAGUUUCAAUGUACCUUAUUACAUGUAAUUUUCGCGACAUGUUUAUUUCGCGAUUUUGAUGUGCGCUUAUUACGCGAUUUUGCGAGGAAAAUUUUAUAUUUUGAAUCACGUUAAUUUCGCGUUUUGGAGCACCACAAUUCACAUUUCAUUGGCAAUGUUAUUUAACAUGUCCUUGAAUAAAAUAGAUCGACUUUAUCAAAGAAGCAAUAACGUCAAAAUUAAGAAAACGGAACAGCAGGACUAAAUGUCAACAGUAUUAAACAACAAAGCAGUUCUCACAACGUCCACAAGCAGUUCAUCUUGACCACAAGAUCCAUUUACACUAAAAAUUCCCUGCUACAGACUUUGCACGGAGGAAAAAUGAACAGUAAAAAAAUGUGAUUUUGUAAUCGUUUCAGUCGUAAUAAACUCGUUCUUUCUUGAUUAUUGAUAUAAUGUGUCACUAAAUUCACUUAAUUUUCGCGUCAUGUUAUGUUCGCGACACUUGUUGUUCGCGUCACUUUAAUUUCUCGAUUUUUUUUUUGUGUCGCAAACAUUUCAUGUAAUAAGGUACACUGAGGUCAGUUUACACUUAAUAAUAAUAAUACCUUAUAAAACCUUUUAACUAGGUCAUCCUGAAAAGAGUGACACACUGGUUAAAAGUAAUGAAGCAAAAAUCCUCCCAUUUUUAAAUUCCUACCUACCUGGAAUUUCUGAUCCACCAAAUCCCGAAAAUGUGCGAUCCCAUUCUAGUAACUCCAAUAAAAAUGUAACCCCAUUAUAGUAAAUCUAGUCGUGAAAAUGCGACCCCAUCCAGCGGCACAUUCCCAUUAACCAAUUACUUCUAGGAAGUACCCCCCGCCCCGUCGAAAAAGAAAUAGCGGAUAUCCUUACCCGUGACAAAUAACAACUCGUCCUCAUGGGCUGUCAAGAUUUUUCUCUCUGCAUUGUUGACUUGAUUCACUAAAAAAGUAUUUAUUUAUCGUUUUUUGAGACCUAGCUUUUAGCCUUAAACGAUCAUCUUGGGGUUUCCGUCGUGAAGAUGCGAAGGUGACAAAGCCUAUCUAAUUGCACCAGAAGUCAAAUAUGUCGCUUGUAACCAAUCGAUGCAGGGCUCCGAAGGAUCUUUUAUUUGCCAACCUAUCACACAAAAGUCCAGAUUCUGGACUACGAGCAGACGACGUGUAAAGUAAUUUAUCAGGCGUCCUUUUCCCCUCGUCUCCCAAACAAAACGGAAAAAGGACCGCCUGAUCGCAGGUUAGGAUUGAUUUAGAAACUCAAUUUUUUAGACAUCCUGAAGGGGUUGUAAGUGAGAUUUCGCACUCGAAAUGUUGUGCUCUGUCCUUAUCGGCAGCCUAAAUAGCACACACUAAUUUUAUUAUAGGCGUUCCACUUCAGCGGGAACCGCCUAGAGUCAAACAAAGACAGUGUGGAGUAUUUGAAGUCACUUGGAAUCCACCAUCCCUAGACUCUGGUGGCGGUCCUCUAACUGGAUAUCAGGUCCAGAUAAGUGCGUUAGGAGGGGGAAGUGGUGGCUGGCGCAACUGCACGGCCUUCGUCUCAAAUCAUAGCUGUUUGUUCACGGACCUGAGCAGUGAGACAGAGUAUCACAUUCGAGUCCGAGCUUUCAAUAAGAAGGGGCCAGGCCAAUGGGCAGACACUUCAGAAACAACGGAUUUAAUUGGUAAGUAUUAUAUCUUAAUACUGUUGUAUUACACAUAGUAUUAGUUUGUGGUACUUAUUAUAGCUUCUUUUACAUCUCCCUUCAAGAUUUAUCUCUAUGUUUAUCAAUUCAUGCAGUCAUUCCUUCCUAACCUACCUAGAUAAAGUUAGUAAGUGGCUCAUGUCUAAUCAGCUUACCCUGAAUAUUAAUAAAAACAAGUUUUUUUUUUAAUAUAGGUAGCAGCCAGCGCUUGAAAAAAUUGAAUUCAAUCUCAAUUACCACUGAUGAUAAGAGUAUUGAAGAAGUUAGCUCCUUUUCUUACUUGGGUGUGGUUAUCAAUAACCAUCUAAUAAGUUGGCAAGAUCAUAUUGAUUAUAUCAGUAAUAAGACAAAUAAGAAAUUGGAACUUCUUAGACGUAUAAAAUAUUGUUUACCACUGGAGGAUAGGCUUAUGUUUUUUAACAGUUACAUCCUACCUAUAUUCGACUAAUAUAUAGAUUUAGCCAGGGCUAAAAGCGAGGCUCCCAUUAAUAUAUUUAUAAUUUAAAUCAAACAAUAAACUUGUAUUCCACAAUUCAGUUAACUUUAGAGUACAUAGCACAUUCAUGUGACUUUUGAGGGAAAGGCCUAGUGAUUUUAGAGAAAAAUAAUUUGCAAACAGUCCAAGAGUGAGCCAAAUCUUACAUCGAAUUGAUAUCCUCAUAUGUACACCCAAAAAUAGCAAUCAUCUUCGAUAACAUUUAGGAGCCAUAAUGGCUCUUGAUCACCGUAAGAUUAAUUAUGCCUGGAAAAAAAAUCAGGCCGAAUUUUUUUGUGUUCGACAAGUUUACUUUACAAAAUCUUGUCAAAAAACCGAGUGCGUGUAAACCAACCUUUUAUACAAUUUAUACAUCACAUCUGAGGUGAAACAGUACCAUGAGGUACUGUUUUUAUCAUACAGGCCUCGGACAGAAUGCAGUAUUUCACAAGUUUGCAACACAAAUUGCACUCAUUCAACAUUCAGGACGAUCGAAGCACGCGUGGGCUUUUUAAACCGUUAAAAAAAUUUCCAAAAUCACAUAUACGGCCAGCCAGUUCUCACUGUUCGAGCUGUAGCGAGUGUUUGAACGAAUAUACUAGAGUUAAGCUGCAACAUAAUAAAGAAAUUAUUAUGUUUAUUCAGUUUUAUUAAAUGGUUUUAUCCAUGUGUAAUCUUUAAAAGCGCCGGUUUGAUAAGCGCGGCAUUUUGAGUACUCCUGCAAGCGAUGUUCACUGAACGACUGAAAACAAACGGCACGGCGAUUAAAAUUACAAGAGAGACUACCAACAAUCAAUAAAAGAAAUAUAAUUCGGUGAAACAUAUACAGAGACAACGUUUUUCAUUCACGAAGACAAGUAUUAAAGUGUCUCUAAAAAUCCUGAGUCUUCAAGCUUAAAGCUUAGGUUUAUGUUCUAAGCCGGCUUCCCGGAAUUUACUUUUUUCAAAGAUGAACUCGAGGCAAGAAAAUCGCUCAAAGCUUUCUUUUACAGCCAGAAUUAUAACUGAAUGUUCUUCAGAACGUUUUCUUUCUAUUUGCGGUAAGAAAAUGUCUAAAGGCUUUUUAAAGUUCUGUAAGGUUAUAUCAAACCUGAUUCUUGGUCAUAUCAAGUUGUCUCAAAUCUUACAAAAGUGCAUAGACUACAUAGCCGCAUAAACUGCGCUCGACUUCAUUAAAUUAGAUAUAAAAAACAAACAUCAAACACAAUAAUUACUGAGGCUUACCAUUCGAGAUGCAGCUCCUGAAAGGUAUCAAGGAAGGCUAGUAUCGCCUCAGACUUUUCAACCCUUACGCAUCAAGCAAGGUGAAAAGCGAAAUCGAUGCCAUUCGAAAUCGGAUUUCCGACUUUGACAAGUAAUGUAUUAAUUUCUCAACCAAAAACUAACUAGCCAUGAAUAACAGAAGACUCCUGAUAACAGCUGAAUUUCAUUUUGUGCGUCCAGUGGAAAAAGACAGUUAAAAACAUCACAAGUGGACACAAAACUCUGUCAGCCUCAGCUGUCAAAGUAAUCAAGAUUCAAGAUGCUGCAUAAAUUUUUCUCAUGAGCUCCCCUGUCAAAUUUUGACCAAUCAGAGCAUAAAAAUUGCACGUAGAGCGUGACCAACGCGUGACCAUGGUGACGAAAGUCAAAAGCAACUGCCUUCCCUGCCUGUAAUAGCUGGCUGAAUUUUCGCGUCCGAGGUCAGUUUUAAAUCAAAAUUUUAAUUGUGCGGCACAAAAACAAAAUAUAUUUCAUACGAAUUAAAAACAAUAAAACUUGAGCCUGCGAUCAUUUGAAAACUAGUAACUUGUCAGCGGAUAACUUCAAAAAAGUACUCGACCUCGAUGGGUCAACACCUGAGCCCGCGAUACGGUCAAGUGAUACUGGUCAGCGGAUACCCUGUUUUGACAGCUGUCAAUUGAUCACAACAUUGAUGUCCAAUGGAUGUGUGCAUUAUCAGUUUUCCUGUGCUCUUAAAUUAGCUAGAAAGUAUGAGAUUGAAAAUUGAUUGCGAUCUAGUAAAACAACUGGUCAGCGGACAGCUUCCAAAUAAAUCACGUCACCUUGAUGAGUUGACACAUGAGCCCUCGAUAUGGCAAUGUGAUACUGGUCAGUGGCUAUCCUGUUUUGACAGCUGUCAAUUGACCAUGUUGUGAAUGGCCAAUAUAAAAGACAUGGGUUUGCCAAGACAUACCUGAGACACCCCUCCCUUCCUUUUGAUAUUCCCCCCUACCCUACCCAUACAAUCUGUAGACGCGUACGUACGUACGUACGUACGCUCGGUCAGUCACGUGACAACCAAACGAAAAGAUUGUCGUUAUUAUUUCUUCAUUCGUCCUCCUUUCUUUUCACAAUAUUAGCAUUCAUUUUCUGAUUGUGUCAUGUUAACCUUUGAGAGUUUUCAUUUAUAUGGUUACCCCUCUGCUUUACCUUUAACCCCAGUUAAUUGAUUUUUCUUCACUGAUAAACAUCGUUUUGUUUGAUGGAGAUAAUUAAUUCAUUAGUUUAUUAUAGGACCGCCUGAUGUUUCCGAAAUAAUAAACAAUGAAACAGAAAUCCCUGGGAUGAAACCCAUUGUAACAGUGCAGUGGACACGCCCAAACGACAUCUACUGCAACAUCACCAUGUAUUCAUUGCGCUACAAAGUAGUUCAACCAGCCACCGAGAAAAUAACGAAAAUAAUAAAUACCACCAACGCCAGUUUAACAAGUUUAAAGCUUGAAUUCCAACACAGCAAGAAGUAUGAAGUAAUUGUCUUUGCUUGGAAUAACUUGGGACGCAGUAAAGGAAGCACAGCAUGGGAAGUGAGAACAGCACAAUGUAAACACACUUUCUUUGGUUAAAUAAUUAAAUAAAUAUAGAGAGCCACAUUGUGUUGCUUCUUGGACUUGUGUGUUUGAGCCGCCAUGUUUUCAAAGAUCGACGAGCUUACCUGCUUCGAAAUUGAAAUAUUUAUUUUAGAAUACGUUAUUUUUCUGACAUGCAAUCAAACUCUUAUCCCACAUGGAUUUUUAACUUAUUAGAGUAUUUUGGAAAGAAUAUUAUUCGUUUGAAUAAAAGAUUGCGACGCCCAGUUCCUUACAAAACGAUUCACUUCAAAUUCAUAUCGGCCAAUAAUACUACAAAAAAAACCUUACCCUGUGUAAUAAAACACAUAGCAUGGGUCCAAGUAAGCAAGUAAGGCAUGAAUAUCUCAUGAGGAAAAAUUUCUUGCUAAGAGUGAAUCAUGAUGAUAACAGGAAAAAAGCUUUCUGAGGUUGGGGCACUGCCAAUUAAAGCACCAUAGCCUCAUUAAGACUUUUUAGAAGCCAAAAACAACGGUUGGUAAAACUGUUAGCAGGAAAUCUCAGUCGAAUUGGUUAAAGAUUUUAAUGCUUUCAGAAUUUCUCUCACCGUAUAAAUCUUUUUUAUUAUUUUUGUUUAUUUAUACUAAAACUGCUUUCACUUUUAAUAGAUGUUCCAUAUCCCGUUACGCUUUUGGAUUUAAAACGAGGCUGUAGCUCUAUAAACUUAACUUGGAGUCCACUAUCACGUGACGCCGAAGGAGGAAUGGUGACAGGGUACCUUGCACAGAUAAAAGCGGCCAGUUCCGAGGAACCAUGGACAACAAAAAACGUUUCUCGGUUAACUCAGUCAUGUCUAUUUACCCAUCUUAAGCCAAAUAGCGAGUACCAUGUAAGAGUAAUGGCGCAGAACAAAAUGGGAUAUGGUUGGCCUUCUGAGAUGUCAAAAGUAUCUACGAUUCAAGCA